AUGCCGAACCGCCCGGUAGCCGCUGAGCAGCCCAGCAGCAGCCGAGCCGCCCAGCAGCAGCCGGGCCGCCCUGGAGCCGCCGAGCCGCCGGGCACCCUUCCUAGAGCAGCCGAGCCGCCCAGGAGCAGCCGAGCCGCCCAGGAGCUGCCGAGCCGCCCAGCGACCGCCGAGCCGCCCGACCUGCCCUGCCCGGGUCGAGCCAUUGACUUUGAGGUCUGGCUCGACGACCUGCAGCUGUUUUUACAGUGCGAUAGGGCGGACGGUCUGUCUCUCUUUGACCUCACCUCUGGCGCCGUCCCUGCCCCUGCUGCUGAUGCUGACGCCACUGUUCGCUCUCAGUGGGCCACGCGCGAUGCUGCUGCACGUCUUGCUGUGCGUCGCCACCUGCCUACCGCUGAGCGCGCGCACUUAAGCCAGUACAAGAGUGCCCAGACCUUGUACGACGCUGUAGUUGCGCACUACUCCUCCCCUGCCACUACUGCACUAAGCCGCCUCAUGCUCCCCUUCCUCUUCCCUGACAUUGCCGCCUUUCCCACUGUCGCUGAUCUCAUCACGCACCUCCGCACUAGUGACACUCGCUACCGCGCUGCGCUUCUUGCUGACUUCUGCGCCAAGAACCCCCCCCCCCCAUUCGACAGCCUCGAGAAGGCCCUCCUUGCAGCAGAGAAGAGCAUAGUCGCUGUAGGAGCCUCUCGAGGUGACCCUCGCGCCCCCAUCUUUGAGGGGUCUUCUCCUUCCCCUCUCCUGCCCUCUGUCGCCUCUGCCGCUGCGGCCGACCUCGUUGGUCUUGAGUCGGUCGGUGCGGCGUCUGCCCCUAGCGGGAGACGCCGCUCUGGCAAGGGCAAGGGGGGCAAGGGAGCGGGUGGGGCCAAUGGGGGCGGUGGAGGUGGAGGUGGAGGCGGCGGAGGGAGUGGGGGUGGCGGUGGAGGUGGUAGCGGGGGUGGGGGUGCUAGUGGCGGCAGUGGAGGCGGGGGUGGCGGCGGCGGUGGCGGUGGUAGCGGAGGUGGCGGCGGUGGAGGCGGAGGCGGGGGUGGCGGCCCGGGGGUGGCGGCGGUGGAGGCGGAGGUGGAGGCGGGGGCGGUGGAGGCGGAGGCGGGGGUGGCGGAGGUGGAGGUGGUCGGAGUGGAGCUUCGCAGGGGAGCGGCACUGGGGGCGGUCAGCGCCAGCAGCAGCAGCAGCAGCAGCGUUCUCGCGACGUCCCCACCCCUCAGCAGCUCCUGUGGGGGUACCCACUCCGCCCAGCGCUGCUUUGGCCGCCUGACGGACGCUUGGCGCCAGCAGUUCCCGGAGGCCGCGGAGAUCCCCCGCGGGGGAGAGCUGUCUAGGGCUGGUGUUGCUAUCUUUGAUCUUGAUUUUGAUGCUAUCCUUGCUGCCAUGUAUGUUGUGACCAUUAGUGAUGAGGGUGACUGUUACCGGUGUUUCCCGCCCGACCCGGGCAUUGGUACUGCUGCUCUAGUUGCCAGUGCGUCUGUGCUCUCAGGUGCUGGUGAGGCUGCUCUCUUAGGUACUAGUGCGUCUGCGCUCUCAGGUACUGCGUCGGCUUCGGCCUCCCACACCUUCACCCUUGACUCUGGAGCGUCUCGCUCUUUCUUUCGGGACCGCACCACACUCACGCCGCUUAGUCGACCGGUCGCGGUUUCCCUGGCUGACCCCUCUGGGGGUCCUGUCCUGUCUCGCUUCUCCACAGUCCUCCCGUGUCCGGCGGCUCCCUCUAGCACCCUGUCUGGUCUCUACCUCCCCUCGUUCUCUACGAACUUGGUGAGUGGUGCUGACCUACAGGAUGCGGGAGUCCACCAGUUUACCCCUGCUCGUCAGCGGGUGACGCACUGCACAGAGGCUAGCACGGGUCGUCACCUGGCUACGUUUACACGUCAGCCAGGGUCGAGCCUGUACACACUGACCACUGCUUCUCCUCCAGUUCCUGAGUCUGGUAGGGUCCCUUCAUCAGGUCAGGUGUUUGCUGCAGCGUCCAGGUCUGGCCCUGAGUCUGCCCCCUGUUCGUGUCGUCUUUUGUCUCACGAGACUCUCCUCUGGCACCACCGCCUUGGUCACCCCUCUCUGCUUCGGCUCAAAGGCAUGGCCUCCUGUCUCCUUGUGUCUGGUCUUUCCCGGUCUCUCCCUCCCCUUCCUCAGGGCCCUGGCCCUACCUGUGUCCCCUGUGUCGAGGGGCGCCAGCGUGCUGCCCCUCACUCCUCCCAGUUUCCUCCGACAGAGGCUCCGUUGCAGACGCUUCACAUGGACGUGUGGGGCCCUGCCCGCGUCCGUGGACUCGGUCACGAGCGCUACUUCCUGUUGGUGGUUGACGACUACUCGCGUUACACCACAGUCUUCCCCUUGCGCAGCAAGGGUGAUGUCACUGAGGUGCUGAUCGACUGGAUCCGCGCAGCUCGUCUCCACCUCAGGCAGAGCUUUGGCUUGGACUUUCUUGUGUUGUGUCCGCACUCGGACAGAGGCGGAGAGUUCUCCUCUGGCCUUCUGCGUGCCUUCUGUCGUGCGCGAGGCAUCCGCCAGACCUUCACGCUUCCGGACUCACCGCAGCAAAAUGGGAUUGCAGAGCGCCGCAUUGGCAUGGACAUGGACGUCGCUCGUACGUCUAUGAUGCAUGCGGCUGCCCCCCAUUUUCUGUGGCCGUUUGCGGUCAGGUACGCGGCGCAUCAGAUCAACCUCCACCCCAGGGUCUCCAGGCUGGAGACCUCCCCAGCCCUGCUGUGGACGGGGAAGGUUGGCGAUGCGUCGGCGUUCCGGGUCUGGGGAUCUCGGGCGUUUGUCCGCGACUUGUCUGCGGACAAGCUGUCCCCUCGCGCUACUCCCUGCGUCUUCCAGGGGUUCCCCCCCGACGCCCCUGGGUGGCAGUUCUACCACCCCACCUCUCGACGUGUUCUGUCCUCCCAGGACGUCACGUUCGACGAGUCGGUACCCAACUACCGCCUCUUCCCCUACGGCACUCCGUCCCUUCCCCCGCCCCCGCUCUUCUUGGUACCAGGUCCCCCCCAAGUAGACCCCCUCCCCCCUCAGGGUCCUGCCCCUUCAGGUGUGUCCCAGGUAGACGCGGUCGAGCCUGUCGAGGUCACUGGUGACUGUGGUGCUGCUGCGGAAGCUGAGCCUGGGGGUGCUGGGACUGGAGGUGCUACGCUUGGGGGUACUGAGCCUGGGGGUGCUGAGUCUGGAGGUGCUGAGCCUGGGGGUGCUGAGCCUGGGGGUGCUGAGCCUGGGGGUACUGAGUCUGGGGGUGCCGAGCCUGGGGGUGCUGUGCCUGGGGUUACUGAGCCUGGGGGUGCUGAGACUGGGGGUGCUCCGCCUGGAGGUGCUUUGCCUGAGGGCGCUGUGCCAGGAGGUUCUCCGCCUGGAGGUGCUUCGUCUCGCCGGGAGCCACUCUCCCCACAGGAGCUACGUGAGUGGUUUGCCCGGCGCUGGAGGCGUGCUGCUGGUGCUGGAGGUUCUUCGGCUGCAGAGGGUGCUGCUGCCGCGCGUCCCGGAGGUGCUCGUGCUGUGGGUGCUGGAGCUGCUGGGCCUGAGGGUCCUCCUGGAGCUGGUGCUGCUGAGGGUGUUGGCGCUGAGGCUACGGGUGGCGGUCCGACUGACAGUGCUGCUGGGGGUUCUGGAGCUACUGGAGGUGCUGCUGGAGGUGCUGCUGGAGCGGGUACUCCUACUGGGGGUACUGGUGCUGUCCCUGCUGUCUCUGGCGUCGCCACGCGGCCCCGACCGUACUUCGUUCCGCUCCUGCAGCAGGUUCUUGGUCUUCCACCUUCUCCUGAUCCUCCUCCUCCUCCCUUAGAGGGUCCACAGCCUGUCCAGUCCCAGUCACAGCUACAGCCUGCCUCCCCUUUGCCUGCUCCUUCUCCCUACGCUGGUCCGACUGGAGGUCUUACUGAGCGUCGUGAGCCUGCGUCUCGUCCUGCGUCGCCUGUUCGUCCUGCACGCACUAGUGGCCGUGGUUCUCGUCAGCGUCCUCCUCCUGUCCCUCGCACGCACCGGAUGUCUCUGCGUCCGUCCACUGCUCCUCUGCGUGCCCCUUUGCCUUCUUCUCCUGCUUCCUCUCUUCCUGCUCUUGCCGACCCGGAGUCGGACUCUCUUCGUGCUGCCAGUCCUACUGUCACGCGUCUCCUUGCUACUGCUGUCACUGACCCUUCUUUCGAGUCUUCUGCUGCGUCUGCCCUUGUCACUGAGCUCGUCGACUUUGCUGCGCACUGUCGUCUAGACUACGCUGCUAGUCUUGUCGCCGAGUCUGAGUCUGCCUGUCCUCCGUCCGUCGGGGGUGAGUGUGCCCUUGGCACGGACGUCCUUGAGGACAGGCAGGAGGAGUUCCAGUGUCUGGCCGCCGCUUCACCUCAUCUCGCGUCUGUACUGCUAGCCCCUGAGGGAGACCCGGAUGCACUAGACAUCCCGACUCCGCGCUCUUACGCGGAGGCGAUAGAGGGUCCCUACUCCUCUCAGUGGCAGGCAGCUAUGGAUGCAGAGACGGCUUCCUGGAAGUCCACAGGCACCUACGUUGACGCUGUUCCCCCUCCUGGGGCGAACAUCGUCAGUGGCAUGUGGAUCUUCAGGAUGACCACUCUUCGGGUACUGCUGCACGUUGCUGCUCACCGUGACUACGAGCUGCACUCUCUCGACUUCAGCACCGCUUUCUUGCAGGGCAGCCUGCACGAGGAGAUCUGGCUGCGUCGCCCACCUGGCUUCACUGGGUCUUUCCUUCCUGGUACCCAGUGGAGUCUCCGGCGUCCAGUCUACGGUCUCCGCCAGGCGCCACGUGAGUGGCACGACACACUGAGGACUACGCUGGCGGCACUUGGGUUUGCUCCUUCUACUGCCGACCCGUCGCUGUUUCUGCGCACCGACACCUCUCUGCCGCCGUUCUACAUCCUCGUGUACGUCGACGACUUGGUCUUUGCCACAGCUGACACUGCUGGACUCGCCUACGUGAAGUCUGAGCUGCAGAAGAGACACAUGUGCACUUACCUGGGUGAACUGCGCAGCUACCUUGGCUUGCAGAUCACCCGGGACAGAGCACGCCGCACCAUUACCCUGACUCAGUCACACAUGGUGCAGCAGGUCCUUCAGCGCUUCGGCUUCACGUACUCCUCGCCUCAGGCCACUCCUCUGCCUACUCGCCACUCGCUCUCAGCUCUGCCUUCGGAUGAGUCCGUAGAGUCGAGUGGCCCGUAUGCAGAGCUUGUUGGCUGCCUCAUGUACCUGAUGACCUGCACACGACCUGACCUUGCAUACCCUCUUAGCAUUCUCGCACGCUAUGUUGCUCCUGGGAGACACCGACCAGAGCACAUGGCUGCAGCGAAGAGGGUGUUGCGCUACUUGUGCAGUACGUCGGGCAUGGGGCUAGUGCUUGGAGGGCGCAGUCCAGUGGUCCUCACUGGGCACGCGGACGCUUCUUGGGCUGACGACCAGGCUACGUAG
Closterium sp. NIES-65 is the source of this 5409-nucleotide messenger RNA. The record is from the annotation of a GenBank genome assembly. NCBI's taxonomy places the organism in Eukaryota, Viridiplantae, Streptophyta, Zygnematophyceae, Desmidiales, Closteriaceae.